AUGUUCGUGGACCCGGAGAUCUUGGAUGCAUUGGAUGAGGAGCAAAAGCAAAUCUUAUUUAUUAAAAUGCGUGAAGAACAAGUGAAGAGGUGGAAAGCAUUCGAAGAGAAAUGUGAAAAAGAACAGCCAGCUCAGGGGAAAAAAAAGAAAGAUGAAUCACGUAGAAUUAAAUGGUUGCACGGGGGCGAUGGUGAGGUCUGGGUGUGGGUCAUGGGUGAGCAUAAAGAUGACUUGAGUCUAGAAGAAUUGAUCGAGAAGAGAGAUAUGGAAGAAGCAAGGAAAAUUGCUGAAAAAGAAAUAUUAACAGAGUUAGAAGAUAACUCUACGGCAUGUCUGUAUCCAGUUGAGGAUGAAACAACAUUAAAACAGCAAUUAAGUCGGAUGGGUAUGGGCGAUAUGCAUGAAAACAUGAAUAUGAAUAAUGUGUUGUCACCUUCUUUAACAAACGAUAAUAAUUCGAAGCAGAAAGCUGCUGCUGCUGCCGCUGCUGCUGCUGUUGCAGUUGGUACAGGUGCGGUGCCUGUAAUGGAUGAAAAUGCUCAAAAUUUUAAUACAGCGGCUACAACAUAUUCAUAUUCAACAAAUAAUGUUAAACCCACAUUAUCCUGGUCUUUAACGCCGUCUUCAUCAGUGGCCACUACUGCCACCUUAUUGCCGUGCUCAUCGAGUAAUCCUAAUGCUAAUGUUAAUCAAAAACCCUCGCCAAAGUCAUAUACACUAACGCAACAACAAUAUCUUUCGAGUACGUUACCAGCAAAAAUUGAUUUCACCUCUACAACAAGGAAUGAUACUAAUCAAAAUAUUCUAUCGGCAUCACUUGAAGGAGCAAAUGUUAGAAUGCGUUCAACUGCGGGCACACGACCUUCAUUAACAGAUGAUGAUAUUUCAAAACGACAGUCGGAAAUAUUCGAGAGAAUGAAAGAGAAGCAUAAAAAGAAUAACAAAGAAGCGGAAAUAGAAGCAGAACGUGGCAAGAUUGCGUGGGAAGAACAAGAACGAAAAGCUCGUGAAGCAGAGGCACAAAUUCGGCAGAUAGCACAGAAGGCGCGCGAACAGCAUCGUCAGCAGAGUUUACGCACGUCAACAUCAAUUCUGCCGGCGUUGAACGAUACGAAAGCAUCUUCGCUGCGUGAGGCGAUCAAAAAUUUGCCAAGACCACCAAAACCGAAAUCACGUCAAGCGAUUGUGGAUUGGUUUCGAGUUGUUGAGUUGAAGCGAGGAACGGGUCUUGAUCCGAAAACUCGACUGCCCGCUCGUUGGUUCCAUGGUAUAAUCUCGCGCGAUCAAGCCGAAGCAUUGUUGAAAGGUAGACCAACUGGUUCAUUUUUGGUGCGUGUCUCAGAUCGAAUUUGGGGUUAUACAGUAUCGUAUGUAGUUGAUGAAGGCACAUCGAAACAUUUUCUUAUUGAACGAAUACCGCAAGGUUAUCAAUUUCUUGGUACAAAUCAAGUCGUUCAUGAGCAACUUUAUGAUUUGAUCACUUAUCAUGAGACAGCGCCAAUAACGGCGCGAGGCAAUGAGAUAUUGAAGUGGCCAAUCGGUCAGUAUUGUUCACCUCCAGAUUAUGCAGAUUUAAUGAUGCAAGUGUCGUCAUCAGCUGAUGGCAGGAUGACGGCUCCAUCAUCUCAACAGCACCAUUACCAGCAGCAGCAACAGCACUUCUCGGUAAAUCCAAUGAAGAACACGAAUGCAAGUGGCAAUAAUGUGGCGAAUAAGAUGUAUGGUUGGGUAGGUAAUUGA
Anisakis simplex (herring worm) is the source of this 1740-nucleotide messenger RNA. The record is from the annotation of a GenBank genome assembly. NCBI's taxonomy places the organism in Eukaryota, Metazoa, Nematoda, Chromadorea, Rhabditida, Anisakidae.